This is a messenger RNA of Sodiomyces alkalinus F11, 1464 nucleotides long. RefSeq names its product CBD9-like protein. NCBI's taxonomy places the organism in Eukaryota, Fungi, Ascomycota, Sordariomycetes, Glomerellales, Plectosphaerellaceae. The record is from RefSeq and is a predicted model, not a curated record. Bases 1 to 1464 code for a protein of 487 amino acids. The transcript has 4 exons.
AUGCGGCUCUCCGCGCUUACGAGGGCCUUUGGGGCGGCUUCGGUUGCGUUUGCCACCUUCUUCCCCCUCCCCACAGUCGCCCAGAGCAGCAGCAACAACGACAACAACAACAACGACAAUAGCCACGGCCAAUCCACCUUCGUCACCAAAGACAACCUCCUCGCCUUCGCCAUAACCGCCCCCGACUCCGCCGGCCGCGGCCUCUACUUCUCGCUCCGCGUCCACACGAGCCGCGCCUGGGGCGCCGUCGGGCUCGGCAAGGAAGACAUGCCCGGCUCGCUCAUCUUCCUGCUCCACCUCAACGCCGCCGGCGACAACGUCACCUUCUCCCCGCGGACGGCGCGCGGCCGCUACGAGCCGGAGCAUUUCGCCGCGCUGGAAUACGACCUGCUCGACGGCACGGGCGUCGACGAGGGCGGCUACAUGACCCUCAACGCGCGGUGUCGGGACCACUGCCGCUCGUGGCCCGGGGGUGCCGUCGACGCGUUCGACCCGGACCAGAAGGCUAUUUACGCGCUGGGCGCGCUGGGCGCCCCCGUGCGCGAUGAUGACCCGGACGCGCCGCUUGGGAUUCAUCGCGACGUCGGGGUUUUCCAUAUCGAUUUGCGCCGCACGAAUGACGUCGCGGGGGAGGAGGUGGCGACGCGGCUGGAUGACGACUCGGUCACGAGGGGCGCGGUGCUGGUUCGGUCUGGGAGGGGGGGGAACCGCCACUUGCAGUCUACGUUUCAUGCGAUUUUCAUGAUCUUCGCCUUUUUGGGACUCCUCCCCGCCGGUAUCGUUCUGAUUCAUAUCGGGGGUUGGGUCCGAUGGCACAUCUUCAUCCAGGUGGUGGCUUUUGUCUUUGUCGUUGUUGGAGUCGGCUUGGGCGUCUCUACCAGCUUGCUCUACCAGCGGGCCCGCAAUUUUAGAGAUCCGCAUCAGAUCAUCGGCCUCUUCGUCUUUGGCGUCUUUCUCAUCCAACUCGGCCUCGGCUUCACCCACCACACUCGCUUUAAGAAGAAUGCCGGCGUGCCAACCAAACUGGCCCUGCCCCAUAUGAUCCUCGGCCACUUUAUUGUUACCUUGGGCAUUUCUAGCGCAUUCCUCGGCUUCCCAUUCGCCUUGAAAGGGCAAUACAUGUACGUCCUCCUCGGCCUCACCAUCCUCGUCACCACCGUCGUCUUCGGCCUCAUGUUCUUCAAGAAGUGGCUCCAGCGCCGGGCCAACCGCGGACAGCCCACGUCCUCGCAGCAGCAGCAGCCGUGGCGCGCGCAAGCCGGCGCCAACGUGGCACCCCGCGCGGGCUGGGGAUCUACCGAGACCCCGACGCAUUCUCCUCCCCGCGCCUUCGGGUACCAGCCGACAGGCCAGUCUUCCCCCCAGAUCAGGCUAUCGGACAUGUCUUCGCAGACUUCCCUGGGAGGUGGCGGGCCAACGAACGACGACCUGGGGCCGGCACAUACACCGAAGGCCAUGCUAUGA